AUGUCUGAACAAUUAAGACAAACAUUCAUUAACGCAAAGAAUGAGGGUCGUAAAGCCUUGGUCACUUUUAUGACUGCAGGUUACCCAACUGUUGACGACACCAUUCCAAUUUUAAAGGCUUUUCAAGAUGGUGGUGUUGAUGUCAUUGAAUUGGGUAUGCCAUUCUCUGAUCCAAUUGCUGAUGGUCCAACUAUCCAGGUAGCUAACACUGUAGCUUUAAAUAACGGUGUCACUAUGAAAAUGACUUUAGAACUUUUGAAAAAGGCCCGUUCUGAAGGUGUCACUGUUCCAGUUAUUUUAAUGGGCUAUUAUAAUCCAAUUUUAAAUUACGGUGAAGAACAAUUUAUCAAGGAUGCUGCCGAAGCUGGUGCUAAUGGGUUUAUUAUUGUUGAUCUACCACCAGAGGAAGCCAUUAAAGUUAGAAACUAUGUCCAUGACAACGGCCUAUCUUUAAUUCCAUUAGUAGCACCAUCUACUACUGAUGAAAGAUUAGAAUUGUUGUCCCAGAUAGCUAAUUCAUUUAUUUAUGUUGUUUCAAGAAUGGGUACUACAGGUGCACAAACUUCUGUGGCAUCUGAUUUAGAUGUCUUGAUCAACAGAGUCAGAAAACAUUCAGGUAAUACCCCUAUCGCUGUAGGUUUCGGUGUAGCUACUAGGGAACAUUUCGUUACUGUUGGUGAGUUAGCUGAUGGUGUUGUCAUUGGUUCAAAGAUUGUUACUUUAUGUAAGGAAGCUGAACAAGGUCAAAGAUAUAAUGCGGUCAAAAAAUAUGUGGAAACUAUCCUAAAUGGUGUUAAACAUUCUAUUCCAACAAUCGAAGAAUUCCAGGCCAUGCAAAGAAAAUCUAGAGAAGAGGGACAACUGACUAAAGAUGUUAUCGCUGGUUUCAAAGAGGCUCACAAACAUAAAAUGAACUUUGGUGAAUUCGGUGGUCAAUACGUUCCAGAAGCCCUUCACGCAUGUUUACGUGAAUUAGAAGCUGGGUUUGAUGCUGCUGUUGUUGAUCCAACUUUUUGGGAAGAAUUUAGAUCUUUAUAUUCUUACAUAGGACGUCCAUCCUCUUUACAUAGAGCUGAGAGAUUAACUGAACACUGUGGUGGUGCUCAAAUCUGGUUGAAAAGAGAAGAUUUAAACCAUACUGAGACAGGUGCUGGUCAACACGGUGUUGCUACUGCUACUGCAUGCGCCAAAUUUGGAUUGUCAUGUACUGUUUUCAUGGGUGCUGAAGAUUGUCGUCGUCAAGCUCUUAACGUCUUCAGAAUGAGAAUCCUUGGUGCAAAAGUUGUUGCUGUUACUAAUGGUACAAAGACUUUACGUGACGCUACAUCUGAAGCAUUCCGUUUCUGGGUCACAAAUUUGAAGGACACUUAUUAUGUCGUUGGUUCUGCCAUUGGUCCACACCCAUAUCCAACUCUUGUACGUACUUUCCAAAGUGUGAUUGGUAAUGAAACAAAGGAACAAUUUGCUAAAUUAAAUGAUGGGAAGCUCCCAAACUGUGUUGUUGCCUGUGUUGGUGGUGGUUCUAAUUCAAGUGGUAUGUUCUCACCUUUUGAAAAGGACUUGUCUGUUAGACUUGUUGGUGUAGAAGCAGGUGGUGAUGGUCUUGAGACUGGUUACCAUUCUGCUACAUUGACAGCUGGUAAGCUUGGUGUUUUCCACGGUGUUAAGACAUACGUUUUGCAAGAUAAUGAUGGUCAAGUGCAUGACACACAUUCUGUAUCUGCAGGUUUAGAUUAUCCAGGUGUUGGUCCAGAAUUGGCAUAUUGGAAAUCUACUGGGCGUGCAGAUUUUAUGGCAGUCACUGAUGCGGAAGCUUUAGAAGGUUUCAGAUUGUUAUCUCAAUUAGAAGGUAUUAUUCCAGCUUUAGAAUCCUCUCAUGCAGUCUAUGGUGCCGUCGAAAUUGCAAAGAAAAUGCCAAGUGAUCAGCAUAUAGUCAUUAAUGUCUCUGGUAGAGGUGAUAAGGAUGUUCAAAGUGUUGCUGAAGUGUUACCUAAAUUAGGUCCAAAGAUCGGUUGGGACCUAAGAUUUGAACAAAAUCCAGCCGCUUAA
Arxiozyma heterogenica is the source of this 2049-nucleotide messenger RNA. RefSeq names its product tryptophan synthase TRP5 (gene TRP5). Gene Ontology annotation, biological process: L-tryptophan biosynthetic process. Gene Ontology annotation, molecular function: tryptophan synthase activity. The coding region runs from base 1 to 2049 and encodes 682 amino acids. The transcript has 2 exons. NCBI's taxonomy places the organism in Eukaryota, Fungi, Ascomycota, Saccharomycetes, Saccharomycetales, Saccharomycetaceae. The record is from RefSeq and is a predicted model, not a curated record. Gene Ontology annotation, cellular component: cytoplasm.